Nerophis lumbriciformis (worm pipefish) is the source of this 540-nucleotide messenger RNA. The record is from RefSeq and is a predicted model, not a curated record. Lineage: Eukaryota; Metazoa; Chordata; Actinopteri; Syngnathiformes; Syngnathidae.
GAAAUGUUUUAUCAUAUAUCUUUGGAACAUGAAAUUUUACUUCACCCAAGGUACUUUGGUCCCAACCUCUUAAAUACAGUGAAGCAGAAGCUUUUUACUGAAGUGGAGGGUACUUGUACCGGAAAGUAUGGUUUUGUCAUCGCAGUCACGACCAUUGAUAACAUCGGCGCAGGAGUCAUCCAGCCGGGCAGAGGGUUUGUUUUGUACCCAGUCAAGUACAAGGCAAUUGUGUUCCGGCCAUUCAAAGGGGAAGUGGUGGAUGCUGUAGUGACUCAGGUUAACAAGGUCGGUUUGUUCACAGAAAUUGGACCCAUGUCAUGUUUCAUCUCCCGUCACUCCAUCCCUUCAGAAAUGGAGUUUGAUCCCAAUUCUAAUCCACCAUGUUACAAGACAGUUGAUGAGGACAUUGUGAUCCAGCAAGAUGAUGAGAUCAGGCUGAAGAUUGUGGGAACGAGAGUCGACAAAAAUGAUAUUUUUGCAAUUGGAUCCCUCAUGGAUGACUAUCUUGGUGAGUUGUCCGAAUACAUAAAUGCAUUGUGA